Podarcis lilfordi (Lilford's wall lizard) is the source of this 5706-nucleotide messenger RNA. NCBI's taxonomy places the organism in Eukaryota, Metazoa, Chordata, Lepidosauria, Squamata, Lacertidae. The record is from the annotation of a GenBank genome assembly.
GCAAACUGGAAAAGUGCUGACCCUCCUUAGCUGCGAAACCUCGCCUCCAAUGUAACAUUUGCUCUGCUAUUUCAGGGAGCAAAAGGAGCACCCGCGAGUGGCGCGCUCUGCCCCAGCCGCGCGCUAGGACGCAGAGCCGGGAUCGAGGCACCUGCUGCCAGAGGCUAGUCCCUUCAUCCUUCCCUUCCUUUCCCCUGCUCAGCCAGCCAGGCACUCUCGGAAGACCGGCUGGGCCUUUCCCCGCCCCGCUUCCUCCGCAAGCCCUUCCUCUUCCCCUCCGACGGGUCGUUUGGCUUCCUGUCCCCCGUUCCUGGGCGCUGGAGCUGCCGACGGCCCCCGGGGGACUGACAGGUAAGCCGAGGGGCUCGCCCUGCAGGAGGCCUUUGAACCCGCGGCCGGAGUGAACGAUCGCCCCCCUUUCUGCUCCGGAGAAGGGCUGAGCCUCGAGGCGCGGCUUCGGAUCGAGCCCUCGCGCCAAAUGGGGACGCGCGAGAACAGGGCGCUUCGGAGAGAGCGCAAUGCCAGAAGUCGAAACCACACCAGGGAUGACGGGCAGGUCUCCCAAGUUCCAGCAGCCUUGCGUGGUACAGCGGGUUGUAUGUAUAUACUGCAUAUAAAGCCUUUUGCUGUACCCCAUUAAGUUGCCAGUCAGUUUUAUGAGAUUCCACCCCAAAUAUCUGGCGUGCACACAGGGUGAAAUGCACACUUUUUCAAGCACCUGAUACAUGAGGAUUUGCAGAGGACCUAAUGCGCUGAUAGAAAGCAGGAGUGUUGACAUUCACCAGUUGCUGCGAUAUAUUAUGCUCAUUUGAAUGAGUCUUUCUUUAAUGUCCCAAUGGAUGUUGUUGGAUUCCAACCAUGGGACUUGCAGUCCAGCCACGUUCUGAGGCCCACAGCAAGUUCGCCACCACUCCACUAAAGCAAAGUUACAGAGCAAACAUCACAUUGCAAUGCAUUUUUAUAAGAAUUGUAUGAUGCACUGUUUCAUGAAGUCCUUUCUUGUGUUUCCCUAAACAGCUUGCUUCACUGGAUGACUCCAGAGCAGGAACUGUAAAUUGCUUCUUUUCAUCCUCUCCAGUUUUUUCCACUUUAUAAAUCUCCUGUUUUCUUUCUUUCCCACUCUCCAUUGCCAAGCAAUACCAUGGCAGAUUACUACAUUUGAUAGAAACAAGCACGCAUAAUAUUGGUCAAUAAAGCACCACACAUAGGCAGCAUGAAAAACUUGUGAUUUAUGACUACAACCAUCCUCCCUUCAGUGGAACAUAAUCUGGCAAAAUGCAGGUGUGCAGACAGUUGGAAAUGUGCAAAUCUGCAAAAAUUUGAAAAUGAUAAAAAUAUUGUUUUGUAUCCAAUGUAGGGCCUUCUCAGAGAAGACUCAUUAAAAUGAAUGGGCAUGACUUAACGGGUCCAUUUGUUUCAGGAGGCCUACUCCGAUUUGGGCCCACUCGUUAAGCAGGCAAAUGUUUCAUGCAUAGAUAUUCCGAAAGGGGUGUGUGCAUUUGUAGCCCCUGCAGUCUCUACAGAGCAAAAUCUCCUCCCAACACAUUAUGCUCUGGCAUUGUCAUAAGGGGUGCAAGAUUCUUACACACGCAUGCCUACAUAUGCACACAUACACGUGUAUCAAAUCUGGCCGUUCAUGCUUUUGCAAAAAAAAUUCCACAUUAUUUGUCCAAAAUCUUAAGCAAAUAUGUUCAUGCAACCUAAUUACAGAGCAAUCCUAGGCAUGUCUGCUCAGAAGGAAACCCCACAGAGUUCAAUCAGGCCUACUCUGAGGUGAGUAGGAAUAGGAUUGCACCCCUAGGCUGCAAAACGCUUGCCAGGAAGAAUGUCCCAAUUGAACUCAAUGGGAUGCACCUCCAAUACAUGCAAAGGGUUAUAUAUUUAUUAAGGCAGGGGUCAGCAAACUUUUUAAGCAGGGGGCUGGUUCACUGUCCCUCAGACCUUGUGGCGGGCCGGACUGCAGGCGUGCGCACACUCUCUUCCGCUACUACAGGGUCCAACUGAUAAGAAAGCGUUGUAUACCAUUAAGGUAUCAUUCUGCUGCCUCCCACAGCAGUUCCAAGGGGGUGUGCAAUUUAAAAAUAAGUCCUGUCAUAUGUUAAUGAGAAUGCGAUGCAAUACAUCUGAACACAGGCAGGAAUUUUUAAAAAUAACAUAUUGUAAUGAAGCAGCAGCAAAGGCCUGGGUAUGUCGAUAUUUCUGGGCACCUUAAAACUUGUAUACAAUAUAAUUUUACAGGUGUUUACAUAGGAAAGGAUAGCUUGAUAAUUUAAGCAAGCAACUUCAGUGCAUUUAAAAAAAUAUUAUUUUAUUUAUUUCAAAAGACAUAUAUACCUCAGCUGUAAUAAAACCUCAAAGCAGUUUAUGAAACUCUAUUUCACAAGGUUUUCUCAUUUUUAAAUAUUGUUUUUAAGGUUUCUGGGCAUCCCCCCACCCCCAUGUAUCCAGAAUGGCUGGCUUGUGUCUAAAGAAACUAUUGGAUCAGGCCAGAAGGAAGGAAGUGAAUCACAUCACUAAGUAUUUCGCCAGUUUCUUGGUGCAACCAGUAAAAAGGACUACAGCCUCGGAAACUUGGAUAAAGAGGGAUUCUCAAAAAGGACUUCUGCCUGUCCCUACACGAGCAUUCUGUACUCAUGAAGAUACCAAGGAGAAUCUAAAAGCAAAGCAAAGAACCACCAGUUUCAAAAAUACAAUUGAAAGCGUUGGGAGGAAAAUCCCCCAUCGGAUUAUUCAGCUGAUUGAUGAGAAUGGCGAAAACCAGGGAAACAUCCACAGGGCAGAUGUGAUUCGAAUCAUGGAUGAAAGAGCAGUGAAGCUUGUUCUUCUGAAAGAGAAAGCAGACCCUCCAGUGUACAGACUAAUGUCUGGGCAGCAGAUCCUCGAAGAGCGGCUCAGACUUAGAGAUAAGCAGAAAGCUAGUGCUAAAAAUGGUAUGUAUAGCAUUUAUUCAGUCCAUAAUUCUAAAAAGCUUUUUAAAAGAUGGAUUAGGCUCUAGUCCUUUGUUUUUUCGCUGCAUAUAUUUUUUAAGAGCCAGUUUCUAAAUGCGUAUUUAUUAGCCUAGUUGGUUAUCAAAAUAAUGGGAAAUAUGCUGAUCUGCAUCUGCUCCCGGAUUUCAUUCAGGGAUAGCACCAUUUUUUAAACAGAGAUUGCAGGCUCUCGUAUAUUACCGCUUUAGUUCACAACUGCAGAAAGUGGAGGGGAGAGAAUAAGUAGAUGUUCCCAGAACCACCACUAGCUUUGGGGAUUUUAAUGCCCUACAUAGCUCUUUAUCAUAACUACAACACUGUUGGCAGAAGGCACACUUCUUAAGACUACAAAAAAGAGCUCUCCUUAAUUGCCACUUGAGCAUAGAUCCAAAUCGCUACAUCACACAAAGUCAUGCUCUAAAAAGAAUAAAAGCAUAUGCUUUGCCAAUUUAUUAGCCAUAUUAAAACAACAAUAACUUGGGAGCAAGGAAGAGCAGUGUAUCUUGUUUUAUGCAGGGAGAGCAGGACAAACCAUUUUCUGUACAUUUCUUGCCCUCUUAAGGAUAUUUGGGCCUCUGUAAAUAAGGAGCUACUUCAUAUACUUCUGCCAUGUGAAAUUCAUGCUGCGAUUCCCCCCCCCUCCAAAGAAACCCCCAUACAUAAUUAAAUCUGAGCUAGUUUGGAACACAGCUGCUUUAAAACAAAUCCUAACAAUCUCUUUGCUUAUCAUUUCAACAGGCCCCAUUCAGCAGAAGGAGCUAACCUUUUCCACAGCAAUUGAGCAGCACGAUUUAGACACAAAGAUAAAACAGAUUCAGCAGUGGAUUGACAAGAAGCACCAUGUCCGGGUUACACUGCAGCAGAAGAGGGGUGGUGAUGGACAGAAAAAUAUGGUAAAUUACAACCAAAGUUUUCAUGGAGGGCCUCUCACAGUCAAGUUGGCCAGUAUUGCGAACUGACCUUUAGUAUGACUUACGUUUCUGCCAACACUAUUUGGAGCAUUAUUUUUUGUUAGAUACUUUAAAAAAAAUUCAAACAGCCAGACCCUCUUUCUUGCCCAUAACCUUGAUGAGUGAAGUGCUUUGGAGAACCUGAAACUCUGCAGAUGUUAUGACUCCCAGUAGCCAUCGCCCCAGCUAGCUUGGCCAGCCGUCAUGAAUGAUGGGAGUUGUAGUCCACAAUUAGAAAUUUGAAGGCCUUUACAUCUCUAGCCACAAUGCACCUGGGGGGGCCACAGGUUUCCCAUCCCUGCUUUAAAGCAUGUCACACAUUCCAGCAUAAGGAAUACAGGCUUACGUUUUAAUGUUCGCUACAAUCCUUAGCAGCAUAGUUAUAUGAAAGUAAUUCCUGUUGAAAUCAGGGUGAAGGUAAACUAAUUUUGACCUCUAUGAAGAGAUUUGGGGUCAGGAGCUGGAGAUCCCUGCCUCAGAGCCAGUACAGGGUACUACUUAUCUUUCCCCAGUGCAGUUGUCAAUCAAAUAAGGAAAAUAAGCAUGCAGAGUGAAGUGGCAUCUGUCCCAAUAGAACCUGCCAGAACGAUAAUGAGAAUAUCGUAAUGGGGGAUGGGCAAGUCUUCAACCCCAAUCAGGGUGCUCACCAGUGCACUAAACUAACACACAAGAUGGAGGAGGCUGUGCUUUGUCAGGCAUUUCUAACUGACUCAAGUCAGAAUCUGUAAAAUGAUUGAAUUUCUGCUCACCACCAACAGCGUUCGUUGCACAUUAAUUUAGUAGACGUUCCUACAGCAACAGCCUAUGUCUGCUUUUUUUACACUUCAGUCAAGUCCUUUCACUAAACCUUUUUUUUUUUUAAGGCUCAGGUAAUACAUACAUAAUGCCAGUGCAUCUUUUCCUUUUCAGCUGGCAUUCUUUGGUCAGAUUUUGGAUACGAUGCCUGGGAAAGCGACUUACCUCUCUGAGCCCCGCACUGUCAAAGAAGGAAGGAGCACGUGUGUACUGAGGCAUAUGUCGAACAAAGAAAUCCAGGAAUACAAAAGAACGGAGAAGAACAAAGGAGAUGAGAAGGAGAAGAGAAAGGACAGCACUGAAUCAGAAACCCUCAAGCAGUGAUUUAAUAUUUUUUUUAUUAAAAAAAUUGAAUGUCUCUCCAGUUUUCUUUACAGACUCCAUAGACUUGCCAGUAACAGCUACUUCAUAAAGCCAUUUUCAACUUCAUAUGCAUGAAUAUAUUGUCCACGUUCAUCUGAUACUCUAGCCAAGGGAGAGUGUUUCCACAGUAGGCAACGUGGCGCUCGCGUCAGGUGUGAUCAGAGCCUCAUCUGCAGAGGAAACAUUUCUUCGACAUGCUUUAGGUGGGAUGAAUCCACUCAGACGUGAGGCCAAACUCCGCUUAGGACGUGGCUUUUUAACCUUUGAAAGGAAACACAUAGAUUUGUGGUUCACAGAUUGGGAUAAACAUAUAAACAAUAAAGCUUUAAAAAAAGUACGUAUACGUUUUGUGGUCAGCAAUCUUGGCAGCUAACCAGUGGGAAAUGAUCGUAAAGUGUUGUUGUCCGCUCUUGUCUGAUUUCCUAAGUGGCAAGAAGGUUCAGGGUUUGGUUUCCAUUUGCAGAAAAGAGCCCUGGAUCCAGAGAUAAGUUCCCCCUGACUUCCCUGAUAAGUUUCCUGGGGCCUGGGGACUUUAUUGAAUGGGAUUGGCACUGGGGGUGAGGAAAUCCCUGAAAUUUUGGUGGAGGCCCUUUUCACAAGUGGAAAUCUUACUCAUGGAAGUUGCCUCUGCC